Molecule: messenger RNA, 2473 nt
Organism: Sphaerodactylus townsendi
Lineage: Eukaryota; Metazoa; Chordata; Lepidosauria; Squamata; Sphaerodactylidae
Gene: CORO1B
Product: coronin 1B
Exons: 11
Coding region: 252-1724 (490 amino acids)
Biological process (GO): cell migration; actin filament organization
Molecular function (GO): actin filament binding
Source: RefSeq, a predicted model, not a curated record
UCAGAGGCACUCUCUCCUUCCCAUAGCCCAGACUGAAUCCUGCUCAGGGCCUCUCGCGCCGCUGCCGCGCCUUUCCGUCUACCCGCCAGCACGAACUGCGGAUCCCUCCCCAGACCAGCAGCAGCGCCGUCCCUUUGCCUGGCCCUGCCGGCUCUUGGCUGGGCUCGUGCAGAUAUAACCCGCAGUCUCGGUGCAUCCGCUGCUGCCGUGGCCGCCUCUUGACCCCGAGGGCGGUUCUUUCUACGGCAGUCAUGUCAUUCCGGAAGGUUGUGCGCCAGAGCAAGUUCCGCCAUGUCUUUGGGCAGCCUGUCAAGAAUGACCAAUGCUAUGAUGACAUCCGGGUAUCGCGGGUCACCUGGGACAGCACCUUCUGUACUGUCAACCCCAAGUUUGUGGCUGUGAUUGUGGAGGCCAGUGGGGGAGGGGCAUUCAUGGUGCUCCCACUACACAAGACAGGACGCAUUGAUAAGUCAUACCCUACAGUAUGUGGGCACACAGGGCCUGUUUUGGAUAUCGAGUGGUGCCCACACAAUGACCACAUAAUUGCCAGUGGUUCUGAAGAUUGCACUAUAAUGGUAUGGCAGAUCCCCGAGAAUGGACUGACACAGCCUCUAACAGAACCAGUAGUAGUUCUAGAAGGACACUCAAAGCGCGUGGGCAUCAUCACUUGGCAUCCUACAGCCCGCAACGUUCUUCUCAGUGCAGGUUGUGAUAAUGUGGUUAUCGUAUGGAAUGUGGGUACAACUGAGGAACUUUACCGCCUUGAUGACCUGCAUCCAGACAUCAUCUAUAAUGUCAGCUGGAAUCAUGAUGGUAGCCUUUUCUGCUCAGCUUGCAAGGACAAGAGUGUACGCAUCAUUGACCCACGCCGUGGGCAGGUUGUUGCGGAGAAGGAGAAAGCCCAUGAGGGAGCACGUCCUAUGCGGGCCAUCUUCUUAGCUGAUGGGAAGAUCUUCACAACUGGCUUCAGCCGUAUGAGUGAACGGCAACUGGCGCUCUGGGACCCGGAAUAUCUGGAGGAGCCCAUGGCAUUGCAAGAGCUGGACUCAAGCAAUGGGACCCUUCUUCCCUUCUAUGACCCUGAUACCAAUGUUGUCUAUGUCUGUGGCAAGGGAGACUCAAGCAUCCGGUAUUUUGAGAUUACAGCAGAAGCACCCUACAUCCACUUCCUAAACACAUUCACUAGCAAAGAACCACAGCGUGGCAUGGGAUGGAUGCCCAAACGUGGUCUGGAUGUCAACAAGUGUGAGAUCGCCAGGUUUUAUAAGCUCCAUGAGCGCAAAUGUGAACCCAUUAUCAUGACAGUGCCAAGGAAGUCAGAUCUGUUCCAAGAUGAUUUGUACCCAGAUACAGCUGGUCCAGAAGCUGCUAUGGAAGCAGAAGAAUGGGUGGCAGGGAAGACAGCAGCCCCUAUCCUGAUCUCAUUGCGUGAAGCAUAUGUGCCCACCAAGCAGCGGGACUUCAAAGUCAACCGAAGGAGCUUGUUGCAGGAGAGCCGUCCUGUCUCUGCCAGCCCCGGGCUGAGUGCCACACACCCCAGUGCCACAUCCCAGUCUGCUGCCACACCUGCCAUUAACACUGGCACUGUCAGUGGGGAUGGUGGGCAGGUAGCUGAGGAGGUGCUGAGUGAGGUAGCAUCACUGCGAGCACUUGUGGCUGCACAGGGAGAGCGCAUCAGACGGCUAGAGGAGCAGAUGAGCCGCAUUGAGAAUGGAAAUGUUUAGGGGUUUUGGCCCCUGAAGAGACCUCACCAACAUGGAUCUUCAAUACUUCAUCCUUCUUGAGCUGCCAGUAAUCCCUCGCACUGCCUCAUCCUAUCCUGUUGUGCAAGAAAGGGACUUGCCCUCUCUUGCGGCUACUGGGGAAAUGUAUUGGGUUUUGUGUCUGAACAAGCCUCCUCUUCUAUUGGUUGCCCAUUCUGUUUUUUAACCAAGGGGCAGUCGCUGGGCUCUCCACAGCUGUCCCUUUGCCUUAUUUUGGUCAGAGUCCUUCUACCCUGUCCCAUUCCCAUGGCUGGGGUUAGCCUGCCCUCAUAUAGGGACCAGAACUAGCUAAGUGCUCUGCCUGGUAUGUUCCUGGCUGCCACUAUUUCUGCUGAAGUUCUACUGGGGCCUCCCAAAUGGCAGACAAGUUUUGGGGAAAGCUAGUGCCUCUUGAGAUAGCAUGGGGUAUGAUAUAUGUUUGCAUUUGCCAUGCCUCUUUUCCCUUGUUAACACCACUGAGAUCCUGUUGAGGAGGAUUCUUCUGCUUCCUUUCCUGAAUUUGUAUUUGCGCAGACACCAUGGAGGUGACCAAUAAGUACGACUGUGAAAGAAAUCAGCCAUCCAGUCACUGUCCUGAGACCACCUCCCUCUUCUGCCCUCAGAGAAGCAGAUUCUGACUCAAUAACAAAAAGAGUGGGGAGAGGGGGAAAAAACACUAUUCAGGUUCAAGAUCUAUAUUUUCAUUCCAAAUAAAAGUCUUUAUAAAGCCA